AUGAAAUCGCCCAGUCUCCCAACAAUAUUGCAAAUUAUCGCAAUUGUGGGUGCCACUCUCGCGUCCGCCGACCGCACCUACACCAACCCCAUCCUGCCCGGCUGGCAUUCAGACCCUUCGUGUGUCUACGUAACGGAGCAAGAGACCUUCUUCUGCGUAGCAUCAACGUUCAUCGCCUUCCCAGGUCUUCCACUCUACGCCAGCAAGGACCUCGAGAACUGGGAACUCGCCAGCAACAUCUUCAACCGACCGGGCCAGAUCCCUGACACCGCCGACACCGAGGGCCAGCAGGGAGGGAUAUAUGCCCCGACCCUGCGCUACCGCAAUGGCACUUUCUACCUCAUCGUCUCAAACCUAGGACCUAGCAUUAAGGGCCUAGUGUUUACAUCCACCGAUCCCUACAGCGACGCCGCGUGGAGCGAUCCCCUCGUCUUUCCGGUCCACGGAAUCGACCCGGAUAUAUUCUGGGACGACGACGGACAGGUCUACGUAACCUCUGCCGACAAUAGCAUGAUCCAGCAUUACUCUCUCGACCUCGCAAGCGGCGAAAUCGGGCCAGUGACGUAUCUGUGGAACGGAACAGGUGGUGCAAGCCCCGAGGGACCGCAUCUCUACCGCAAAGAUGGGUACUACUACCUGCUCAUAGCAGAGGGAGGAACGGAGACAAACCACGCUGUGACUAUGGCACGCUCAGAGUCCCGCACGGGACCCUGGGAGCCUUGUCCAGAUAACCCGGUCUUGACGAAUCGCAAUACGACCCAGUACUUCCAGACCGUCGGGCAUGCUGACUUGUUCGAAGACGGCAAUGGAAACUGGUGGGGGGUUGCGCUCUCUACGCGCUCGGGGCCUGAAUGGCUUAACUAUCCCAUGGGCCGAGAGACGAUCUUGACUUCGGGGACGUGGGAGGAGAAAGGCUGGCCCGUUCUACAGCCUGUUCGGGGUGUGAUGCGUGCUCCUUUGCCGCCAAAGAGUGAAGUAGACCGUCCGAUUAACGAGCCAGAACAUCUUACCUUCGCACCUGGGUCUGAUAUUCCCAGGAAUCUUGUCUACUGGCGGUUGCCGGACGAGUCGAGUUAUGUUGUUUCCCCAGAGGGGCACCCGCAUACACUCCGUCUGAGACCCUCGGUUUAUGGGCCGUCGUAUAAUGCAUCCUCUGUUACGGAUCCGAUUACCUUUAUUGCGAGACGGCAAACGGAUACACUUUUUUCUUUCAGCGUGGACCUAGAGUUUGCACCGAGGUCUCCGAACGUUGAGGCAGGGGUUAGUCUGUUCCUAACGCAGGAACAGCACGUUGACCUUAGCAUUGCCCAUAUUUCCCAUUCACGAAUUCUCCAGUUCAAAACAUAUGGGCGAGGGAAUUACGAUGGCCCACUGCGUAAUGUCACCGUGGAUAUUCCGAGGAACUGGGGCAAUAAAACAGUUUCCUUGAGUGUGGAGGCUGUGGACGAUGAGACGUACCUCUUUUCGGCAUCUUUGGCAUCGAAGCCAGGUAAUAGUAUUCCGGUUGGUACGGUUGAUGCUAGAGUGGUCUCUGGAGACACUGGGCGGUUUACAGGUACUCUGGUUGGUGUUUAUGCUUCUUACGGCGGUCAUGGCCAGAGGGCUAGUACAAGUCAGGCCAAAGGUCUUGACACAGAAGCUGACUUUGCAUAUUUCAGCAACUGGACAUACGAGGGACUGGGCCAAAAGGUCGAUUAUGACAACAUUGUACCUAGUUACUAA
Molecule: messenger RNA, 1722 nt
Organism: Aspergillus versicolor CBS 583.65
Lineage: Eukaryota; Fungi; Ascomycota; Eurotiomycetes; Eurotiales; Aspergillaceae
Product: glycoside hydrolase family 43 protein
Exons: 2
Coding region: 1-1722 (573 amino acids)
Biological process (GO): carbohydrate metabolic process
Molecular function (GO): hydrolase activity, hydrolyzing O-glycosyl compounds
Source: RefSeq, a predicted model, not a curated record